UUUGAUCCGUGGUGCUAUGUAUCUGUAGUGAGAUGAGGUUGGCGGAUGUUUUGUUUCAUGUGAAAACGUUAUCGUUGUUUGGCUUUUAUCGCACGUUAAAAGAAACGUUGAAAUUAAUUUCUUAAAAUAAUUAAUUUCAUUGAGGAAAUAACAAUGUCUGCAGCUACAGGAAUACCUGAUAAGUUAUGGCAGCCUCCUCAUGUUGUAUUAGAAACCACUAUGGGAGAGAUUGUUGUUGAAUUAUACUGGAAACAUGCACCAAUGACAUGCAGGAACUUUGCUGAACUUGUAAGAAGGAAUUACUACAAUGGAACCAAGUUUCACAGAAUUAUAAGGGAUUUUAUGAUUCAAGGUGGAGAUCCCACUGGAACAGGGAAAGGGGGUGCUUCCAUUUAUGGGAGACAUUUUGAAGAUGAAAUUCAUGAAGAAUUGAAACACACAGGUGCUGGGAUAUUAUCGAUGGCAAACUCAGGACCACAUACAAAUGGCUCUCAAUUCUUUAUUACCCUUGCUCCAACUCAGUGGCUAGAUGGGAAACAUACUAUAUUUGGUCGUGUACAUUCUGGAAUGAAUGUGGUGAAAAGGAUUGGAUUGGUUGAAACUGAUAAAAAUGACAGACCACUUGAUGAUGUAAAAAUAGCGAGAGGGUAUAUUCGAUCACACUAAGAUCCCUUAUCAUUAUCAUGAUAAUAUCACACUGACUUUUUAAAUUGUAAAUAAAUAAUACAAAUAUUUCAAUGUUAUUUUUUAAAUGAGUUACAAUUAUUUUAUGGUGAAUUACCUCUGUGUUUUAGUAUUCAUAGUUCAUGUAUAUUGUUGUGUCUAGGGCCAUUUUCUAGUGGAUUGCAAGGAGUUGAUACAGUAUUUCCAGACCUCAUGUUAAAGUAGUAUCAAUAUCAUAAGCGUCUUAAGUACAAAAGCAUGAAUCACGCUGUAAACCAUCAGUUUGUCUCUUUCUCAUUGGGUUAGCUGAGUCAGUGAUGUGACUUGCUAUGGUGAUAAUCAACGGAUUAUAUUCCCGGUAAAGGCUGGGAUAUUUCUUUUUGCUGCAAUGUUCAGACCGGCUGUGGGAUUGGCUGAGCUUCCUAUCCGAUAGGUACUAGGGUCUUUCUCUGAAGUAAAGCGUGAGAGCAAGAAUCUUAUUUCGUUAAAUUCUGCAAGUGCUGAGGUUAAUAAUGCAUGGAGCUUUGUUUGAGCAGAUCCUAUAUGUCAGAGAUGAGCAGGUAUUUUGGCUGGUGGGUCAGAUCACCACGUGUUUGAAUUAUUUCUUCUGUUUGUGCAUGGAGUGGAUUAAGGAUGAAGUUAAAAGGGAUUAUGAACACAAACCAUAAAUCAUAUAGCAGAUUACAUGAUUCGGUUACAUGUUGCAUAUUUCUUGAGAUAUUCAAAGUGUUGAUGGAUAUGUGGGGAGUUAUUUUCAUUAAUGUGUUUCCAUGACCCAGACUAGAGGAAAUGUUCAUUCUGUAUUAAGCCCAUGGGCUGGCUUUUGCCCACCCUUGUACAUUUUCAUGGUGUAAUGGUAAGAAAUGAGAACAAUUUUACCAGCUUCUCACCUUAAAUAUGUAAUUUCCUGUUACAAACAUGUGGAGCAUACAAUAAGUUCCAAGGCUCUGUUUUGUACUUUUGAAUGAAAUGAGACUUCAUGUAUUACAUGCUUCAGGCAUCAUCAGGACCUAUAAUGUCAAUUCUGUGAAAAAUGAAUUUUGAAUGCAGUGAAACAACACUACAGCUGAAGUCAGCAUAUAAAGUGACACACAUUGUUGUCAGAAGAGGUGUAAAAUAUGGAAAUUGUGUGCUCCAAGUCAUCACCAUUUGCAAGAUGCAAAGAAGAAUCUUUGCUACCUAGUUUGGUAUAUAUCACAGAUGAUUUAGCAUUGUGUUCCAACAUGAAAUUUCAUGUUAAACAUCAUGCAUUCAUUCAUUUAUUUCGUGUCCAUGGAUCAUUAUACAUGAUAUAAGACAUGUCAUUCUUGUGUAGUUAUAGUAUAAUAUUAUAAUAUGGUCUUUGUAAAGUUUGUAUUCUCAAGGACUGACAUUUGUCCUCAAGUGGAUAAAUAAAAAUGAAGGGGUUAUCA
Messenger RNA from Cryptotermes secundus, 2075 nucleotides. RefSeq names its product peptidyl-prolyl cis-trans isomerase-like 1 (gene Cypl). The coding region runs from base 154 to 666 and encodes 170 amino acids. NCBI's taxonomy places the organism in Eukaryota, Metazoa, Arthropoda, Insecta, Blattodea, Kalotermitidae. The transcript has 5 exons. Gene Ontology annotation, biological process: protein folding; protein peptidyl-prolyl isomerization. The record is from RefSeq and is a predicted model, not a curated record. Gene Ontology annotation, molecular function: peptidyl-prolyl cis-trans isomerase activity. Gene Ontology annotation, cellular component: catalytic step 2 spliceosome.